UCUCUAAGACCCAGAGGAAUCCACGCCAGGGCGGUAGGCUGUGCAGAUUGCAGAAGGGUUAGAGCAUUCGGUCUCCAUCACCAGCCAUUCAGGCGCAGAAAGAGACAGAAAGGAGGAGGAAGAAGAGAAGGAUAGAGAGACAGGAGGGGCAAGGGAUCUCCACACCUGGCCGGACAUGGCCAGAACUGAGCCACCCCCUUAGGAGAUCCCGCAGUCUGGUCCCAGCCUCUGGCAGCUGAGCGGUGGACCAGUUUUGCCUUCUCCCAUCCCCUCUCCCCCCCACCCGCAUUUCCCUUUCACAAUGAGAGCUGCUGUAUUGUAGACAGACAGCACAGCCUAGCCCCUGCCUACAGCCGAGGGGUUCUGGUGAUGUGAGUCCACUGCAGCAGGAGAUAGAGAGAGAAAGAGCCAGACAGACAGAAGAGGCAGAGCGAGGCUAUGUGGUGUAGGCGACAGGCGAAGCCUCCUCGGUGAACCAUGAUGAAGACUGAGCCCCACUCCUCCAGCCCCAGCAGCAGCAGCAACAGCAGCAGCCUGAGAAGCUCCUCGCCUCACAGGAACGCCUACGAAGCUGGAAUACAGGGCCUCAAAGCCACGGAGGAUGCCCUUGGCGCCGAGAGCGAGGAAGCCAAGAAGGCCAGGAACAAGAAGUAUGGCUCCAACGUCCACCGGAUCAAGAACAUGUUCCUGCAGAUGGGGACCACUCCGGUGAGUGAAGGGGCUUGCGACCUGGCCAAGGUGAAGGAGAAGCCCGUCAGGCUGUCCUUGCCCCGGGCCAGCAGCCUAAACGAGAAUGUAGACCACAGUGCACUGCUGAAGCUGGGGACCAGCGUGUCGGAGAGGGUGAGCCGCUUCGACUCCAAGCCUGACAAGCCAUUCUCCAAACUCCAGGAGACCCGGAAGAUCUUUGAGAGGAGCCUCCAGGAGAAGGAGACCACCAACAAACUCCUGCUGAGGAAGGAGAGGGCUGGCUUCCAGGACAGGAAGCUGGAUGUGGUGGUGAGGUUCAAUGGUAGCACUGAGUCCCUGGACAAGCUGGACACGGAGGCCGUGUCGCCCACUGUGAGCCAGCUUAGCGCUGUUUUCGAGAAGGCCGACCUGAGGAACAACCUGCACAAAACGCCUGGCAAAGUUGGGCCCCUCAACUCCAAAAUUGUCAGCAAGAGGUCCCGGGUCUUUCUCCAGAGCCAGGAAGCGGGCAAGGCAGACCCCAGGGUUGGCGAUGGGCCUUCACUGCAGGCAAGAGUCAGGCAGCUCGAGAGUGAGAAGGCGCAAGCCAAGCCAGCUGCAGGGGUCCAGGGUGCACCCCGGGUGGGUGACAAGGACGGGGCAGGUCCACGUUCCCAGAGUGUCCAGGAGGUGAGGAAGAUCAAGCCGGUGGAGGUGGAGGAGAGCGGGGACUCAGAACAGGAGGCCGAGGUGGUCGAGCGGGCGGAGGAGGUGGCUUUUGAGCAGGACAAAAUCAAGAGUGCCGAUGGGCAGACACCAGGGCCCGACCUCAGGGUAGAGGUGAUCCAGGCUGAGGUGAUGGUGCACGCAGCCUUGGAAAAUGGCAGCCUGGCUGCAGAGAAACAUUUGGAGGCCCCGGAGGUGGCUGCUUUUGCCGAGGAGGUGGGCAAGGCCGAGGGGCAAGAGGAGGCUGACCUGGGCGACGAGUCCAAGAAGGAGGACUUCUCGGAGGCUGACUUGGUGGACAUUAGUGCCUACAGCGGGCUGGGGGAGGACUCGGGUGGGAGCGGGCUGGAUGAGGACGAGGAAGCCGAUGGCCUGUAUGAGCCGGAGUCGAGCUGCUUGGAGAUCCCGGGACUCUCAGAGGAGGAGGAGCCGGCGCCCAACCGCAAAAUCCACUUCAGCACAGCGCCCAUCCAGGUCUUCAGCACCUACUCCAAUGAGGAUUAUGACCGCCGGAACGAGGAUGUGGACCCCAUGGCUGCUUCAGCAGAGUAUGAGCUGGAGAAGCGGGUGGAGCGACUAGACCUGUUCCCUGUGGAGCUGGAGAAAGAUUCUGAGGGUCUGGGAAUCAGCAUUAUUGGGAUGGGUGCUGGAGCCGACAUGGGCCUGGAGAAACUUGGCAUCUUCGUCAAGACGGUGACUGAAGGUGGGGCAGCUCAUCGGGACGGCAGGAUCCAGGUGAACGAUCUCAUCGUGGAGGUGGACGGCACCAGCUUGGUGGGCGUGACCCAGAGCUUCGCGGCCUCAGUGCUGAGGAACACCAAGGGUAGAGUCCGGUUCCUGAUCGGGCGGGAGAAGCCGGGUGAGCAGAGUGAGGUGGCUCAGCUGAUCCAGCAGACACUGGAGCAGGAGCGAUGGCAGCGGGAAAUGAUGGAGCAGCGAUACACCCAGUAUACAGAGGACGAUGAAGAAACAGGCGAAUAUGCUACGGACGAGGACGAGGAGAUGAGCCCUAUGUUCCCCAGCAGCGAGAUGGCCAUUGAGGUCUUUGAGCUGGCUGAGAAUGAGGACAUGCUGUCCCCUGUUGAGAUGGACCCUGAGAAGCUGGUGCACAAAUUUAAGGAGCUGCAGAUCAAGCACGCCGUAACUGAGGCUGAGAUCCAGCAGCUAAAGAGGAAGCUGCAAUCCAUUGAGCAGGAGAAGGCUCGCUGGCGUGCUGAGAAGGCACAGCUGGAGCAGAGUGUGGAGGAGAACAAGGAGCGGAUGGAGAAGCUGGAGGGGUAUUGGAUGGAGGCCCAGAACCUGUGCCAGGCUGUGGAUGAGCAUCUCAAGGAGACACAGGCCCAGUAUCAGACCCUGGAGCGCAAGUACAGUAAGGCCAAGCGGCUCAUCAAGGAGUACCAGCAGAAGGAGAUCGAGUUCCUCAAGAAGGAGACAGCCCAGCGACGCAUCCUGGAGGAGUCGGAGCUGGCUCACAAGGAGGAGAUUGACAAGCUCCAGGAGAAGAUCUCUGAACUGGAGGAGAAGCUGCAGACCCUGAAAAAUUCCAACCCGACUUAAACCCGCCCAGGACUUGAAGCAAUUGACGUUUUUUUCCUUCCCCGCACCGACCCUUCCCUUUUUCCCUGUCCCGUCUCCCCACACCCCAGCUCCCCUCCAUCGCCCACAAUGGGGAAGGGAAGAGAGACGACAUGGAAACCACUGCUGGUUGACGAAGAAUCCUCCCUUCCUCCUCCCAGCCCUUUGGAAGGACAGUGAUCGAAGGUGCAGGGAGGGGCUCUGGCAUUGUCCAGCUGGGUCCUGAAUGACACUGCAUGGGUGGGCCUUGGAGAGGGGGCUUCUGCUCCCCUUCAUGGAUGGAUCCUGGAGGGGGAGGGAGGGCAAAUGCCAACACUGCCCCUCCCCCCACUUACCUGCUUCUGCUGAUGAGACUUUGCAGCAGCCUUGCUGGAUCAGGACUGGACUGAGCCAGGUGAUUGCACCCCCUAGGCCCAUGCCAGCCUGUCAAGGGGCAUGGGGGUGACUGGAACCAGGCUGACAAGAACUGCCCCCGAUUCUUUCCAUGUAGAGCCUCUGUGGAGAGGGCCGGGGUGGGGAAGGGAAGCUGAUUUCUUUCCUCUCCUCUCCUUGGAGCUAUUAACCCUGGCGCAGUCUGUCAUGCUCUGGGUCUUGUUUGGUGGUGGGAAACCUGUGUGUUUCAAGGCAUUGACUGGGCAGCGCCAAGAGUGGAGGCAGGCUGCAGGUGUGCUGUGGAGGCUGAGCCAGGUGGGAGACCCCUGCCCCUGCCCACCUUGGAAGGCUGCCUGGACUGUAAUCAUGGCCUCUCCAGUGCAGAUCUGCCUCCCUGGUAGAUUGGAUGAUCUCAGUAUGCUACCACAAGGCCUGAGCUGAAGCAGAUCUUUGCCAGGCAGCAGGGCAGGGGGAUCCAGGCAACACCCUCCAGGUGAACAGCACGCCAGGGUGCGUGCAUCCUGUCUGCAUUGCCCUUCCCUCCCAAGCAGGAUGGACAGAGCUACAUGGAUUGUGUGAAGGGGCCUUGGCUGUAGAGGCUGCCCUGCACUUAGCCAUGUUGGGGCAGGCUGGAAGAGGAACACAGCAGGAACAUGAGGGUUGGGGGGGUGGGGCUGUGCCUGCUUCUAGCUUCCUGCCAUGCCCUUGGCAGGGGGGCUGGGAUGCUGCUUGGUGCUGCUUUGGCUGGGAGGGGGUGUUGGCCGCACCCCAGAACCAGCCGCAGGGAACUGAUGGGUGCAAAGCCUCACGGAGAUCUGGUGCUCUCACACCCUGCAUAGGGCAGGAGGCUGUGUCCCAUCCAAGCGCUGCGCUGUGCCACCUUUGUCACCACACUACCUUAGUCACGCUGCAGUCUUCUCGUGUUGGAAAGGCCUUGGUGUCCAUCUGCUUUUCUUGGUUUCCUGUUUUUUCCCCAAAUUUUCCCUGAAGUGCUGGAUACAGGCCUCCCUGCCUUCCCAGCCACCCACACGCACAGGUGCAGCCAAGUGGACAUCUAACAUUGGCAACCCAGAGUAGUGCUUUGAUGCAGCCUGGGCCAAGAGCUCCCUACCCAGGUGCUGCUCAAGCCCAGCUGUGCACUCUCUGCUCCAAGGGCAGCUCCUGGGUUUGGGCCUGUCCUCAGUACCCAGCUUCCACCCAGGGCCUCCUUCUCCUCUCCCAGGGGCAAGCUACAGCCCAGGCUGUUGGUGCUGCCACUGACAUGGGCUGCCCCAGGGGUGACAGCAUGCAGGACCAGGAUGGAGCCCAGAAUCAUGGCUCCCCUUGAUACUCUGUGUUUAGGUCAGCUGGAUCACCUGCUUAGCUCCUGCCCCCGGUGAUGAUGGUGCUUUAUUUUCACUUUGGCCAUUUGGAGGCAGGUUUUGUUUAAAACAAAGGUGCCAGCAAAGCUUUAACAGGCAUCAAAAUUACUAAGCAGUGUUGCUUUAAACUGAAAGUCCUCCUUCCUUGCAGGCUGGCUGAUCCUGCCCUCCCUUCCUCUAAGGAAAGGAAUCUCAUUUGCACUGGGGCCCUGAGAUCACCUGAAGAUGGAGAAAGAAUUCCCAUGGCCCCUUGUUGAAAGUGGGGCCCUUUGGCCUGCCUUUCCUUGCCCCCAAGAGCCAGGGUCCACAUCCUACUCUCCCUGCUGACUGUUAUCAUGGGAGGCAGGGUGCUGCCAGCUGGGAACCAUAUCCUUAUCUCUAGUCCCCUGGUGUAUCCCUCCGCAGAUGGAGUCACACCCUUGGGAGCCAACAGCACCUCCUUCACUGGGCACCUGCCUGACAGUAUUAUACCCUGGCAUGCGGGAGAGGUGACCCAGGUGACCCCACCACUCACAGAAAGGCCAGACAGUAUUUUUUUUAAGUGACAACAACCCUCCCCCCCAGAAUUGAUUUUUUAAAAGCCAAAAUAUUGCUUUUAAAGUGUAAAUAAUAAAAAAAUAGCAGUAUUUAUAUGUGGCUGGGAUAACUUUUCCCCCCUCCUUUGUAAGCUGGAUAUUUUGAGGGGGGCAGUCCAUUCUCUCCCCACAAACCUGCCCACUUAAAAAAGGUUUUACAGGGCCAACUGAUGCCCUCUCCCCUGGGGAUAUGGCAGCAGCACCCCCUCUCCUUCUGCCUCCAUUUGUUUCCUGAUGCCCCGAAAUGCUGUGUCUCCGACAGUGACUGGAUGUGGGAUCCAGGUCUCUGGUGAGCCUGCCAGGGACCAGCUGCAUUCUCUGAACAGGCCCUCUGGGUGGGACAGGCCACGUGCGGGGGCUGGACUGGAAGCGAGCCCCCCCACAGGAUUCUUUGUGGAACUUGCAAAAAAGUAUUAAAAGACUUGGCAGUGCGGAGAGCAGAGACCUCCGGAGGGCAAGCAAACUUGAUGGGUAGGACAGAGCAAUGGGACGUUGUCUUAAAUUUUUAUUUAAUCUCCUUACACACGUAUAAAUGUGUAUGUAUAUAAUAUAUAUAUAUAUAUGUAUGUAUGUAUGUAUUGUUUCUGGUUUUGUAUUGCAAUGUCCUCUCAUCAGAUCAUAUCAGAUAAAUACA
Alligator sinensis (Chinese alligator) is the source of this 5912-nucleotide messenger RNA. It is a transcript of the gene PPP1R9B, whose product is annotated as protein phosphatase 1 regulatory subunit 9B. Gene Ontology annotation, biological process: actin filament organization; neuron projection development; calcium-mediated signaling. The record is from RefSeq and is a predicted model, not a curated record. NCBI's taxonomy places the organism in Eukaryota, Metazoa, Chordata, Crocodylia, Alligatoridae. Gene Ontology annotation, molecular function: actin filament binding. Gene Ontology annotation, cellular component: postsynaptic density; dendrite; cytoplasm. The transcript is spliced from 10 exons. The coding region runs from base 478 to 2952 and encodes 824 amino acids.